Molecule: messenger RNA, 1624 nt
Organism: Phodopus roborovskii (desert hamster)
Lineage: Eukaryota; Metazoa; Chordata; Mammalia; Rodentia; Cricetidae
Gene: Smyd2
Product: SET and MYND domain containing 2
Exons: 12
Coding region: 29-1330 (433 amino acids)
Cellular component (GO): nucleus
Molecular function (GO): protein binding; protein-lysine N-methyltransferase activity; histone methyltransferase activity
Source: RefSeq, a predicted model, not a curated record
CGCAGCGCGCAGCCGCAGCGCCGCCAGCAUGCGCGCCGAGGCCCGCGGUGGCCUGGAGCGCUUCUGCAGCGCGGGCAAGGGCCGGGGGCUCCGCGCGCUGCGACCCUUCCACGUGGGCGAUCUCCUCUUCUCCUGCCCGGCCUACGCCUGCGUGCUCACCGUGGGCGAGCGGGGCCACCACUGUGAGUGCUGCUUCGCCAGGAAAGAAGGACUGUCAAAAUGUGGACGAUGCAAGCAGGCAUUUUACUGCGACGUGGAAUGUCAGAAAGAGGACUGGCCUCUGCACAAGCUGGAGUGCUCAUCAAUGGUUGUUUUGGGGGAGAACUGGAAUCCUUCAGAGACGGUGCGGCUCACAGCAAGGAUUCUGGCCAAACAGAAAAUCCACCCGGAGAGGACGCCUUCAGAGAAACUGUUGGCUGUGAAUGAGUUUGAAUCCCAUCUGGACAAACUAGACAAUGAGAAGAAGGAUCUCAUCCAGAGUGACAUCGCUGCGCUCCAUCAGUUCUACUCCAGACACCUGGAGUUCCCCGACCACAGCAGCCUUGUGGUGCUCUUCGCCCAGGUGAACUGUAACGGUUUCACCAUUGAAGAUGAAGAGCUCUCUCAUUUGGGAUCGGCGAUAUUCCCUGAUGUUGCAUUGAUGAAUCACAGCUGUUGCCCUAAUGUCAUUGUGACCUACAAAGGGACCCUGGCAGAAGUCAGAGCCGUACAGGAGAUCCACCCUGGAGAUGAGGUGUUCACCAGCUACAUCGACCUGCUGUAUCCAACGGAAGACAGGAACGACCGGUUAAGAGAUUCCUACUUCUUUACCUGUGAGUGCCGGGAGUGUACCACCAAGGACAAGGACAAGGCCAAGGUGGAGAUCCGGAAGCUCAGCAGUCCACCACAGGCGGAAGCUAUCCGAGACAUGGUCAGAUAUGCGCGCAACGUCAUCGAGGAAUUCCGAAGGGCCAAGCACUACAAAUCCCCUAGUGAACUGCUGGAGAUCUGUGAACUUAGCCAGGAGAAAAUGAGCUCCGUGUUUGAGGACAGCAAUGUGUACAUGUUGCACAUGAUGUACCAGGCCAUGGGUGUCUGCCUGUACAUGCAGGACUGGGAAGGAGCCCUGAAAUACGGGCAGAAGAUCAUCAAACCUUACAGUAAGCACUACCCUGUGUACUCCCUCAAUGUGGCCUCCAUGUGGCUAAAGCUGGGGAGACUGUACAUGGGCCUGGAAAACAAGGCUGCUGGACAGAAGGCCCUGAAGAAGGCCAUUGCCAUCAUGGAAGUAGCUCAUGGCAAGGACCAUCCAUACAUCUCCGAGAUCAAGCAGGAAAUCGAGAGCCACUGACUAUGCACCCCAACUUUCCUUCAGAGACCUCAUAGGACUUGAAUGUUUCCUGCCUCACGGGCCACCCCAGCCUUCCGCAAAGCCUUGCCCGUGCUGUCCGCCUUUUCAGGUUCAUGCUCAGCUCUGACCCUCAUCUCCAGCACUUUCCUUUUUUGUAAGGGUCAUGGCAUGACUUCAUGUAAUAUAGAUUUGGGUCAAAUCGAGCUUGAAAAAUGCAAUUAAUUUUCCUCUGUGCCUGUUGGAAUGUUCUGCACAGAGUUGAAUGAGGAAAGAAUAAAAGAGUCAGUCCUUGAA